CAUAAAAGGAAUAAGCACGCACGCACACAGGGUUCCACUUCAUCAACGCGUUUCACUCACAAAAUUUGGAACGGAUCGUUAAACUUCGAAACCAGAACUCCGAAACUUGUCAAAUAAAAAUGGAUGGUGCGUUUGACGAUGAAGCUGAACCGGCUGUUACAAUCGGCGAGUACCUUGAGGAAGUUGAGGAACGGGAGCUGGAAGCUGAUUUAGUUUUAGGGGGUGAUGACGGUAAGGAGUGUACCUAUAGCAAAGGUUAUAUGAAAAGGCAAGCAAUUUUCUCUUGCCUCACCUGUACCCCAGAUGGGAAUGCUGGAGUUUGCACAGCUUGCUCAUUGUCUUGCCAUGAUGGUCAUCAGAUUGUGGAACUAUGGACAAAAAGAAACUUCAGGUGUGAUUGUGGGAAUUCAAAGUUUGGUGAAUUCUUCUGCAAGAUUUUCCCAAAUAAAGAUGUAGAGAAUGUUGAGAAUUCAUACAAUCACAACUUUAAAGGUUCAUAUUGCACAUGUGGUCGCCCUUAUCCAGAUCCAGAUGCUGAAGAACAAGUAGAGAUGAUACAGUGCUGUAUAUGUGAGGACUGGUUUCAUGAGGAGCAUCUUGGUCUUGAAUCGUCUGAUGAGAUUCCCAAGGAUGACGAGGGAGAGCCGCUGUAUGAGGAUUUCAUAUGCAAGGCAUGCUCUGUAGUAUGUUUCUUCCUAAAAUUAUAUCCUGAAGUAAUAUGGGCAGCUGGAAAGCAGGCAGAUAAUACUGUCCAUGUUAGCAAGGACAAAGGUGUUUUGGAAGAUGUGCCUUCAACUUGCGGGUCUGAAAAGCCAACGGGUGAUACUUCAUACAUUUCUCCUAAAAUUGAUGAUGCAGAAGCUACUGUUGAUUCUGAAUCUAUAUCUGGUGGGAAGGGUCUGCCUCAGGGAGGAAAUUGUUAUAACAGUACGGCCUUGAAUCAAUGCACAAAGAGCACCAAUUUGCAUGUUAAAUGUCUCCUUGGUGUUAACAUUGGUGCUGCUUCCCCGGUUUUACAUGGUAAACCAAUGUUCCUUCCCAAAAAUUGGAGAGAUUCUCUAUGCAAAUGCAAUAAUUGUUUGGAGUUUUACAAUCAGAAGAGGAUUGUUUUUCUACUUGACAAGGAAGACUCAAUUGUGGAGUAUGAGAAAAUGGCCAAGCAAAAGAGAGAAGAAAAGUUGCAGCAACAGGAGGGUGCUGAGUUAAACUUCUUUAAUAAACUUGGACAUGUAGAGAAAGUGGAGAUCUUGAAGGGCAUUGAAGAGAUGAAGGAUGGGCUUCGUGCUUUCCUGGAGUCCGCGGACUCGUCAAAGCCAAUUACUGCUGCUGAUGUCCAUCAGUUUUUUGAUGACAUUAAGAACAAGCGUCGCCGUGUACAGUGAGUUUUUGUUGUCUUGGCAGUUUAAGGGCGUGUCGGUCAAAACAUUCAAACUGUUUAGUGUGAUUUGUAUCAUCUGAUGUUCAGAAGGCCUGCCUGCUUCAUGAUAUUUAUAUUACAAUGCUCCUUGUAUUAACUAUUUGACUUCGUAGACUCUGUAUUUUGGUUUCUUAAAGUCAACUUAGGUUUAACAUAUACCUAUUUAGCUGCUGAAUUGCUUUUUAUAUGUAUAGAUCCUUUGUUC
This is a messenger RNA of Gastrolobium bilobum, 1622 nucleotides long. RefSeq lists its product as uncharacterized. Gene Ontology annotation, cellular component: cytoplasm. Gene Ontology annotation, molecular function: zinc ion binding; ubiquitin protein ligase activity. The record is from RefSeq and is a predicted model, not a curated record. NCBI's taxonomy places the organism in Eukaryota, Viridiplantae, Streptophyta, Magnoliopsida, Fabales, Fabaceae. The transcript has 6 exons. Bases 120 to 1382 code for a protein of 420 amino acids.